AUAUAUCAGUUAAACACUCUGUCAAACUGCUCAGACUCACAGUGUUCUGAGCUCCAUGUUCUUCAGAGAAUAACUGGUUGUGAACUGGAGAAACUUCCUGAUGGAACAGUGAAGAGUCUGACUGUCUUUGAUGAAUAUGGAUUUGACGGAGAGGAUUUUAUUGCCUUUAAUUCUGACCCUCAGCAGUGGAUUGAUAAAAACCCCAAAGCUGAAGAAACUAAAAGGGAAUGGGAUCAGCAAACAGAACGAAACCAAUUCCUGCAGCAUUACCUCCAGACCUGCAUGCACUGGAUCUCCACAUUUAACAACACUAAAAAGACUCCACCAGAUGUUCAUGUGUUUGUGAAGAAAGCUCCUGAUCAAAGCAAGCUGGUUCUGAGCUGUCUGGCCACUGGUUUCUACCCCAGAGAUAUUGAGAUGAACAUCAGAUUGGAUGAAACUGUUCUUGAGAAACAAACAUCAUCUGGCAUCAGACCAAAUGCUGAUGGAUCCUUUCAGAUGAGAUCCAGUGUGAAGAUUGAUGCAAAUCACAAAGGAUCUUAUGACUGUCUGGUCAUUCACAGCAGUCUGACUCAGACACGACCGGUUUUAACAGUGUGGACUAUAAAUCACCAAACAUUUAAUGCAGAACCUUUAUGGUCUGUUAUAGCAGGAAUAGCAGCAGCCUUAGUUAUAUUUCUCCCUGUGAUUGGUUGCUGCAUCUACCAAUAG
Molecule: messenger RNA, 711 nt
Organism: Sinocyclocheilus rhinocerous
Lineage: Eukaryota; Metazoa; Chordata; Actinopteri; Cypriniformes; Cyprinidae
Product: HLA class I histocompatibility antigen, Cw-3 alpha chain-like
Exons: 4
Biological process (GO): immune response
Cellular component (GO): external side of plasma membrane
Source: RefSeq, a predicted model, not a curated record